AUUCCAUAUCUGAAAAUUAUAAUUAUUUAUAAAGGGUAACCUAAAUCUGUGCUAACCACUGUGGACGUCAACUGUUCAGCGUUCCCACUUGUCAGCUAAUUAUUGCUUGUCCCUCCUUUGCUCCUUUUUUCUCUCUCUGCCUUUCUUCACACUAUUAAGAAAUGGGUUGCGUUCAAUCCACUGGCGUUGACAGCGACGCAAAGGCCCGCAAUGAUGAGAUCGAGAACCAACUUAGGCGCGACAAAAUGCUCGCCAAGAACGAAAUUAAAAUGUUGCUUCUUGGAGCUGGAGAGUCGGGGAAGUCGACGGUCCUUAAGCAAAUGAAACUCAUCCAUCAUGGCGGCUACAACGACUCGGAACGAGAUUCAUACAAGGAAAUCAUCUUUUCGAAUACCAUCCAGUCGAUGCGUGCCAUUCUAGAAGCGAUGCCUCAACUUGACAUCUCUUUGUCACCUCAAAAUGACGCUCGACGAGCUGUCAUUCUGGCGCUUCCCAUUCAGAUAGAGGGGGACGUCUUGCCCAGGGACGUAGCGGACGCCAUCCGCGGUCUUUGGAAAGACCCCGGUGUGAAAGAGGCUGUCCGUCGGUCUCGGGAGUUUCAGCUGAACGACUCUGCGGUCUAUUAUUUCAAUGCAAUCGAUCGCAUGUCAGCUCCAGGAUACCUACCGACGGACCAGGAUAUCCUCAGGAGUCGAGUAAAGACAACCGGUAUCACGGAGACGACAUUCAAGGUCGGAGAGCUAACAUACCGGCUUUUCGACGUCGGUGGCCAGCGAAGCGAGCGUAAAAAGUGGAUUCACUGUUUCGAGAACGUCACGGCACUUGUAUUCCUGGUCAGUCUCAGCGAGUAUGACCAGAUGCUUUACGAGGAUGAGAGCGUGAAUCGGAUGCAAGAGGCCCUCACAUUAUUCGAUUCCAUAUGCAACUCUCGAUGGUUUGUCAAGACGUCAAUCAUCUUGUUCUUGAACAAGAUUGAUCUCUUCGCCGAGAAGCUACCUAAUUCACCUUUGAGCGACUACUUCCCUGACUACACGGGCGGUGAAAACUACGAUGCUGCCUGCGAUUACCUGCUACAUCGCUUCGUGGCGCUUAACCAGAAUGCUGCGACGAAGCAAAUAUACGCACAUUAUACCUGCGCAACCGACACUCAGCAGAUUAAGUUUGUGUUGAGUGCGAUCCAAGAUAUCCUCCUACAGAUACACUUGCGCGAGUGUGGUCUAUUGUAAUCGGGGCCUGCGACUUCUGAUCAUGUUCCCUUCGUGGCUUUGCAACGCAUCAUUUGUUCCAUGUCCAGGUUCUAGGUACUCGCUUGCACUUUCUGGUUCUAUCACACACGGCUCUAUUUACUCAUCCUGUCUACUAUCUUCUCGUUAAUACGA
Molecule: messenger RNA, 1379 nt
Organism: Pisolithus orientalis
Lineage: Eukaryota; Fungi; Basidiomycota; Agaricomycetes; Boletales; Pisolithaceae
Product: G protein alpha-subunit
Exons: 7
Coding region: 162-1226 (354 amino acids)
Biological process (GO): G protein-coupled receptor signaling pathway
Cellular component (GO): heterotrimeric G-protein complex
Molecular function (GO): G protein-coupled receptor binding; G-protein beta/gamma-subunit complex binding; GTP binding
Source: RefSeq, a predicted model, not a curated record